Molecule: messenger RNA, 1926 nt
Organism: Trachemys scripta elegans
Lineage: Eukaryota; Metazoa; Chordata; Testudines; Emydidae
Gene: PTAR1
Product: protein prenyltransferase alpha subunit repeat containing 1
Exons: 7
Coding region: 21-1325 (434 amino acids)
Biological process (GO): protein prenylation
Cellular component (GO): cytoplasm
Molecular function (GO): protein prenyltransferase activity
Source: RefSeq, a predicted model, not a curated record
CUCGGUGGCGGGGGCCGAAGAUGGCCGAGUCCCCGGAGGAGGUGGCGGUGCUGGUGCAGCGGGUGGUGAAGGACCUGAACAACGCCUUCAAGCGGAACCCCCACAUAGAUGAAAUUGGGUUAAUACCCUGUCCUGAAGCCAGGUAUAACCGGAGCCCUAUAGUCCUCGUAGAAAACAAGCUUGGCGUGGAGAGUUGGUGUGUCAAGCUUCUUUUGCCAUAUGUCCACAACAAACUCCUCCUCUAUAGACAAAGAAAGCAAUGGCUGAACAAAGAUGAAUUGAUAGAUAUCACGUGUACGCUGCUGCUGCUAAACCCAGACUUCACCACUGCAUGGAAUGUAAGGAAAGAACUAAUAUUAUCUGGCACUUUAAGUCCAGUUAAGGAUUUACAUCUUGGAAAACUGGCAUUAACGAAGUUUCCGAAGAGUCCAGAAACAUGGAUUCACAGACGAUGGGUGCUGCAACAACUAAUUCAGGAAAACUCCUUGCCAACUCUUGUAACUAAAGGGAACUUGGGAACAGUGCCUAUGGAAAGAAUUCAACGAUUAGUGCAGGAGGAAAUGGAUGUCUGCUGUGAAGCUGCUGGGAGAUAUCCAAGCAACUACAAUGCCUGGUCCCACCGUAUCUGGAUUUUACAGCGUUUGGGAAAGCUGGAUGUCAAGAUUCUCCUUGAUGAACUUUCUUCCACUAAACAUUGGGUGUCCAUGCAUGUUUCAGACCAUAGUGGAUUCCACUACCGCCAGUUCUUAAUAAAGUCCUUGAUUGGCAGAACUGUGACCGACAAUUCUAUACUGGUGCAAAAUCAGCUGGUAAAUGAGCCAACCCCCAGUCUUCCAAAGGAUGAGAAAAAUGAAGCGUCUGAAGCUGCCUGUACAGAAGAACUGAGGGUAGAUCUCCCCAAUCUUCUAAAAGAAGAGUUGGAGCUCUGCAGUGAUCUUAUUAAUACCUUCCCUGGGCAUGAAACACUGUGGUGUCACAGACGGCACAUGUUCUACCUUCAGCACCAUUUAAACAACAAACUUCCUCUUCCAAAUGUACGGUUGACAUCUGUGGACAGCAGUGAUGGAACUUUGAAUAAUUCACACCCCAGUACAGCAGUCAGUCAUGUGACUCAUGCCAUGGAUGUUGAUGGUUUAAAUGAUUCAAGCAAACAAGGCUAUACUCAAGAAACCAAACGCCUGAAGCGUGCCCCUAUACAGGACUCUCUUGGCUUGGAAAUGGAAUACAGGUUCAUUGAUAACAUUUUAGCAACUUGCAGAGACAUAGAGCAGGUCAGGUUUGCUACUGAAUACAGGAAAUGGCUAGUUACUUUUCUAGGUCAAUGAAGGAAGUUUACAACCUUCAGGUUCCUCUUUUAGUGCAAUAUUCUCUUAUCAAACACAUGCAUGUCAUGGUUGCAAGUGUUGGCUACCCAUGUGCUUCUCACCUUUCUUUGUGGUCAGUGCUAAAAUUCAUAUACAAAGUAAUAUUUCAUUUUAUUUAUUAAAAAAAAUCUAGAAUAGCUUUUUAUUAAGCAAAUGUAGUUUGCUUUUUUCUUUAAUCCUUUUUAAAAAAAAAUACACAAUUUAUAUUUUUACUUAUGGAAACUUCAUAUCAUACCAUUGUCCUGCUUAAACUUUUUUUUAUCUUAAUAUGGAUUAUGAAUAUAACCCUACCAAAUUCACACCCAUGAAAAACAUGUCAUGGACCAUGAAAUCUGGUCUUUUGUGUGCUUUUACCCUAUACUAUACAGAUUUCACGGGGGAGACCAGCGUUUCUCAAACUGGGGGUCCUGACCCAAAAGGGAGUUGCAGUGGGGUCCCAAGGUUAUUUUACAGUGAUCACAGUAUUGACACCCUUACUUCUGCACUGCCUUCAGAGCUGGGGGCUGGAGAGCAGCAGCUGUUGGCCGGACGCCUAGCUCUGAAGGCAGCACCCUGCCAACAG